CAGACGCGACAAGCCAUAAAAUCAGUUUACGUCGGCCGGCUACCACGAAGGAGUCUCUGAAGGCUUUGCCGGUGUCCUUGUCAGAAUGAAAUUAAAACUUGCCGCCGUUCUUCACCUGAUAUUUUCCGCUCUUUUGAGCUCAGUUCGCUGCAGUAGUCCACCAGCCAAACCGCUGCUGAAGUACGACGAUGAAAUCAAGAAAUUCAUCCUCGGUAAUGAUGCACUUAGUGACAUCGAGGCUCUAUCCAGACAGGUCAAGAUAGUGGGAGCGAUUGGGGAUUCACGCGUCGGUAAGUCCACAAACUUAAACUUUAUCAGGUACUUUCUCGACGGAAAUAGAAAUCAGGGAGUUCAGAAAGUGUUUAAGACGAAUGACAGCAUCGAGCCAUGUACCACUGGCGUGUGGAUCUCAGUGGUGCGUGACGCAAACGGCGCCGGAAGCACAAUUUUACUCGACACAGAAGGAACGAAUCUUGGUAACAACGAGAACACUGAUUUGUUGAGCAUCUUCACAGUUCUCUUGUCCUCGGGUUUAGCGCUUUUUGCCAGGGAAACAGUGCAGAAUCACAACGUACAGUUUUUGUAUCGCGUGUCUCGCUUAACCGAACAAAUUUGGACACAGGAUGCUGCUAACACCAGGUCGUUCCCAGAACUGAUGGUAAUUCUGAGAGACUCGCUCUCUCCUUCACCGGGAAAAACUCUACAAGGUCAGAUACAAGAUUUUAUUCUCGACGGGAAGUGCGGACAGACCAUCGGGAGGCAUUUUUCUCGCGACUGCAUCAAGGUCAGAGACAUUCCAUACGUGGGAGACGCGAAACGACUGAACGAUUUGGAACAAUUCCCGCGCGACGAUUAUGCAAAUGUCGCGUCUUCUCUUGCGGAGGAUUUCAAGCGCUUUCCGGCUAAGAAGACUGUUGGUGGAGCAUACAUGGACGGAAAAAUGAUCGCUGACCUCGCCAGGAACCUUCAAGCCGCAAUCAAUCAGAAUUCGUGGAGUGGAUUUUCAGAUGUGUACGCCGCCCUCGAAACAAACUUGUGUGACCGCAGUUUCCAAGAAAUCGUCGAGCCGUUUUUGGAAAAGGACUUGGAUAAAAUAAAGUACUCUGAGAAUGGAAUUAUGGAGAGGUUUAAGGAAAAGUGUGCCCUGGAACCGGAAAGAGCUAAAACUCGAAAUAAGAUAUCUCAAGCUAUUGCCAAGAAAGAAGAAAUAAUUGAAAAACAAAAACGCCUGGACGAGGAACGCGAACGUAAAGCGGACGAGGAGAGAAGAGAAAGGGAGCGGGAAGAGCAACGCCGACAAGAAGCGCGCGCGAGAGAGAGGAGGCUGGAAGAAGAACGAAGAGAGAGGGAAAGAGCAGAAGAACAAAAAAGAAUUCAAGAAGAAAACGUUCGAAGAGCUCAACAAGAGACUAGGAGAUUAGAAGCCGAAGCAGCAGCUAGAAGAUCGAGAGAGAGGGAGAGAAGAGAUGUAAUAAACACCGUCCUCGGCGGUGCGGCACUGUUUGCAAUUUUCAGCGAUUCGCGCCUUAAAGAAAACAUCACAGCCAUGCCGCAUUCAGAGUUUGAGGAGAUUGGUCUCCAGAGCUACAGUUGGGUGUGGUCCAAGAAAGCGGUCGCCGAACUGGGCAUACGAGGGACUGAGCACGGUGUUAUCGCCCAGGAUGUGGAGAAACUGUAUCCGUGGGCGGUGCUAACGAGCGAUGAGGGAUACAGGAAGGUGAACUACGCAGCUCUGAAACAGCUUGCGGUGGGAAAGAGAGCGGAAUUCAGAAACAAAAACAAAAACUGAACUGCCUUUAUUAAAUCUUUGCGGUUACGUCGGUCACCUUUGGUACGAUGUAGGAACGUGUAAAAUUAUUAGAAACUUUGUGUUAGUGAGCCUAUCCAAACGAGAUACAUUAAGUUUUUGUUUAUUUUGCAAAGAAAUAUCUGUCAUCAAUUCCA
Messenger RNA from Orbicella faveolata, 1944 nucleotides. RefSeq names its product guanylate-binding protein 7-like. Gene Ontology annotation, molecular function: GTP binding; GTPase activity. The record is from RefSeq and is a predicted model, not a curated record. Lineage: Eukaryota; Metazoa; Cnidaria; Anthozoa; Scleractinia; Merulinidae.